AUGGACAUCCACAGUGCCAGCACGGUGGUGCUGCAGACUCUCACUCAGGCCACCAGCCAGGACACGGCCGUGCUGAAGCCGGCCGAGGAGCAGCUCCGGCAGUGGGAGACGCAGCCCGGGUUCUACUCCGUACUGCUGAGCAUCUUUAAUAACCACAUGCUGGACGUGAACGUGCGCUGGCUCGCCGUGCUCUACUUCAAAAACGGCAUCGACCGCUACUGGAGACGAGUAGCACCACAUGCGCUGUCUGAAGAGGAGAAGACGUCACUGCGGGCCGGUCUCAUCACCAACUUCAAUGAGCCCGUCAACCAGAUCGCCACGCAGAUCGCGGUGCUGAUCGCCAAGGUGGCGCGGCUGGACUGCCCGCGGCAGUGGCCCGAGCUCAUCCCCAUCCUGCUGGAGUCGGUCAAGGUGCAGGACGGCCUGCAGCAGCACCGUGCCCUCCUCACCUUUUACCACGUCACCAAGACCCUGUCCUCCAAGCGCCUGGCCGCCGACCGCAGGCUCUUCCAGGACUUGGCAGCGGGGAUCUACAGCUUCGCCUGCUCGCUGUGGAACCACCACACGGACUCCUUCCUGCGGGAGGUCUGUGCCCGGGACGAGGCCGCCGCCCUCAGCUCGCUGGAGAGGACCCUGCUGUCCCUGAAAGUGCUGCGGAAACUGACGGUGCACGGGUUUAGCGAGCCGCUCCAGAACAUGGAGGUCAUGGGGUUCCUGAACGCGGUGUUUGAGAGACUUCGGCAGUUCCUGGAUUGCUGUCGACAGGUGGGCCCUGGAAGUACCUGUAGGGAGAAGCUGGAGAAGACCAUCAUCCUCUACACAAAAGUCCUGCUGGACUUCCUGGAGCACCACCCCUUCCCUUUCAUCCCGCUCAUCCAGAGGUCGCUGGAGUUCGCCGUCAGCUACGUGUUCACGGAGGCGGGCGAGGGCGUGGUCUUCGAGAGGUUCAUCGUGCAGUGCAUGAACCUCAUCAAGAUGAUCGUCAAGAACGACGCCUACAAGCCCGCCAAGAACAUCGAGGACAGCAAGCCGGAGAGCCUGGAGGCGCACAAGGUAAAGACCGCCUUCUUCACGCACCCCACCCUGACGGAGAUCGGCCGGCGCCUGGUGUCCCACUACUUCCUGCUCACCGAGGAAGAGCUGACCAUGUGGGAGGAGGACCCCGAAAGUUUCGCUGUGGAGGAGACAGGAGGUGACUCCUGGAAGUACAGUAUACGGCCGUGCACUGAAGUCUUGUUCCUGGACAUUUUCCACAACUACAGUCAGACACUGACUCCUGUUCUGCUGGAGAUGGUGCAGAACCUGCAAGGACCUACGAGCGUGGAAGAGCCUGUGAAUCUGCUGAUCAAGGAUGCAGUGUACAACGCGGUCGGCCUUGCUGCAUACGAGCUCUUUGACAACGUGGACUUUGACCUGUGGUUUAAGAACCAGCUGCUGGGAGAACUUCAGGUCCAUCACCACAGGUAUAAGCUGAUCCGGAGGAGGGUGAUCUGGCUCAUCGGUCAGUGGAUCUCAGUGAAGUUCAAAUCGGACAUGAGGCCCCUGCUGUACGAGGCCAUCCUGGGCCUGAUGCAGGACCCUGACCUGGUGGUUCGGAUUGAGACUGCCACCACCCUGAAGCUGACUGUCGACGACUUCGAGUUCAGGACCGAGCAGUUCCUACCGUACCUGGAGUCCAUCUUCGGCCUGCUCUUCCAGCUGCUGCAGCAGGUGACCGAAUGCGACACCAAGAUGCAGGUGCUGCACGUCAUCUCCUGCGUCAUCGAGAGGGUCAGCGUCCAGAUCCGGCCCUACGUGGGCUGCCUGGUGCAGUACCUCCCCCUCCUGUGGAAGCAGUCGGAGGAACACAACAUGCUACGCUGUGCCAUCCUCACCACCCUCAUACACCUCGUACAGGGCCUGGGGGCGGAGAGUAAGAACCUGUACCCGUUCCUGCUUCCUGUGAUCCAGCUCAGCACAGACGUGAUGCAGCCACCCCACGUGUACCUGCUGGAGGACGGCCUGGAGCUCUGGUUGGUGACUCUGGAAAAUAGCCCUUCCAUCACCCCAGAACUUCUCAGAAUCUUCCAGAAUAUGUCCGCCCUUCUCGAACUGAGCUCUGAAAACCUCCGCACCUGCUUCCAGAUCAUCAACGCCUACACUUACCUGUCAGCCACCGAUUUCCUACAGAACUAUGCAGAGUCGCUGUGUCGCUCCUUCUGUGGCUUGCUGAAAGACAUCACUACAGAGGGUCAGGUCCAAGUGCUGAAGGUAGUUGAAAUAGCCAUAAAGGUGAGCCCCGUUUUGGGCUCCCACAUGUUCCAGCCCCUCCUGCCUGCGGUGCUGCGGGGGAUCGUAGAUGGGGAGAGGUAUCCCGUGGUGAUGUCCACCUACCUGGGUGUGACGGGCCGGGUCCUGCUGCAGAAUUCCGGAUUCUUCUUCUCCCUCCUCGCCCAGAUGGCUGCGGACCUGCAGCAGGAGGCAGAUCAGCUCCUGGGCAGCCUGAUUGAGAUGUGGGCGGGGUUUGUUUGUGACAGGCAGACCAGCUCCUGGGCAGCCUGAUUGAGAUGUGGGCGG
Molecule: messenger RNA, 2556 nt
Organism: Anguilla rostrata (American eel)
Lineage: Eukaryota; Metazoa; Chordata; Actinopteri; Anguilliformes; Anguillidae
Gene: ipo11
Product: importin 11
Exons: 26
Coding region: 1-2541 (846 amino acids)
Biological process (GO): protein import into nucleus
Cellular component (GO): cytosol; nuclear envelope
Molecular function (GO): small GTPase binding
Source: RefSeq, a predicted model, not a curated record